GCGGCCGGCGUGAGGAGCUCCGUGCCGCUGCUGCCGCCGGCGCUGGCGCUGCAGGCGUGGGUGCCGCCACUGGCGGGGCAGCCCGGCAGGCGUUGGAUGUUGGCCCCUCCGCCUGGUGCUGGACGUCUUGGCGGAUGCCCUUCGGGACCGUCGGCGCCCUCCGGCCGCGGUCGGGCGACGGGGGCGCGCCCCGCGCUGGCGGAGGCGCCGCCCGCUGCGCGCUGCUCUGGCGGCGCGGCCGGCGCUGCGGGGUGCGCC
Messenger RNA from Prorocentrum cordatum, 258 nucleotides. Lineage: Eukaryota; Dinophyceae; Prorocentrales; Prorocentraceae. The record is from the annotation of a GenBank genome assembly.